AUGGGUCCCGAUACCCAGGCGAAUCCUGGGUGGAUAACACAUCAUUCGCGGGAUCACUCCAGGGAGAUUGUUUCCCAGAGUUUUGGUUACAGGAGCCCAUACACGGACGAAUCCGCUCAGGUUCUCCUUCCCCAAUGUUUUGGUUACAGGAGGCCAUACACGGACAAAUCCGCCCAGGUUCUCCUUCCCCAAUGUUUUGGUUACAGGAGGCCAUACACGGACGAAUCCGCUCAGGUUCUCCUUCCCCAAUGUUUUGGUUACAGGAGGCCAUACACGGACGAAUCCGCUCAGGUUCUCCUUUCCCCGGGUUUACAGCGAGUUGGCCCCGGCAACCAUCCGAAACGUAGUCGAAUGGCGCACGACUCGACUGCGAUGAGGCAUUCCGCUGUGGAGAUUUGCACUCGGUUUUGA
This is a messenger RNA of Penicillium taxi, 411 nucleotides long. RefSeq lists its product as uncharacterized. The transcript has a single exon. Bases 1 to 411 code for a protein of 136 amino acids. Lineage: Eukaryota; Fungi; Ascomycota; Eurotiomycetes; Eurotiales; Aspergillaceae. The record is from RefSeq and is a predicted model, not a curated record.